This is a messenger RNA of Trachemys scripta elegans, 1905 nucleotides long. It is a transcript of the gene C2CD4C, whose product is annotated as C2 calcium dependent domain containing 4C. The transcript is spliced from 2 exons. Lineage: Eukaryota; Metazoa; Chordata; Testudines; Emydidae. The record is from RefSeq and is a predicted model, not a curated record. The coding region runs from base 164 to 1474 and encodes 436 amino acids.
CGGGGCUUGGGCACCUCAUUCCCAGCCGCGGACCUGCUGCCUUUCCCCCCCUCUGGCUCUGUUUGCGGAGUCCCUGCCGGCAGAGGGUGAGUGACGGGGGGGGUCAAACUGCCACUCCACCCUCCUUGGCUUCCUCCCUCCCCUCCACCCCAGAAGCAGCAGCAUGUGGCUCUUGGAGAGGAUCCGGGGCUCGGUGGAGAAUGGUGCCGCCCGGGCCGGCGACUCAGGGGAUAAGCAGUCCAAGGGCCCCCUGUACAGCAACGUGCUGACCCCCGAUAAGAUCCCGGAUUUCUUCAUCCCACCCAAGCUCACCACGGUGCCGCCCGAGGCCGAGGGGGCGGAGGGGAAAGCCAAGCCCAACCUUGGCACCUCGGCCUCGGAGCAGAACCUGUCGGCCCACAAGCCCCCGCGCAGCCCCCGCCUGCCGGUCAAGGCUGCCUCGGAGAGCAAGAACCUGCUGAAGGCCGCCAGCCGGCACAUCAUCCAGAUCGAGAGCGCCGACGAAUGGGCCUCGGAGGAGGACUUCAGCACCAACGCCGACCCCCAGGCCCAGACGGCCAUGUCCCUCCCCUACGUGCCCAAGGCCCAGACCUCCUACGGCUUUGCCACCCUCAUGGAAAGCCCCCAUACCCGGCGCAAGGAGUCCCUCUUCCACAGCGAGCACGGCAGCCUGUGCCAGUCGCAGGCGACCUCGCCCAGCUCCCAGCGCAAGGCGGGGGCCGGCGGGGGCAAGGUGAACGGGGAGAGCGCCCGCCUGACCCCCUCCGACAUCGGCAUGUCCCUCAUGAACCCCUACCGCUACUUCAGCGGGGGGGAGAGCGACACCUGCUCAUCGGCCGAGUCCUCGCCCUUCAGCUCGCCACUGCUCUCCCGCUCCGUCUCCCUGCUCAAAAUCUUCAGCCAGGACAGCCAGGCGAAGGUCAUCAAACUCAAGCACUCGGUGGCCCGGAACAGCUCCCUCUCCACCGACGACAGCUCGGCCGACACCAGCCCCAGCUCGCAGCGGCGCAUGCGGUGCGCCACGCCCCCAGCGGGGGCGGCGGGGGGCGCCCCGGCCCAGUCCCUCCUGCCUUUGGACUCGCCGGACCGCCUGCACAAGGAGCACACCAUCCGGCUGAGCAAAGGCGGCAGCAUGCGGCUCACGGCCGAGUACGACGCCGCCAACGCCCGGCUGCGGGUGCGGGUCAUCGCGGCCGAGGAGCUGUUCGACAAGCUGUGCGACGCCCGCUCCAUCAACUGCUGCGUCUCCCUCUGCCUCAACCCGGGCAAGGUGCAGAAGCAGCGCAGCACCAUCAUCAAGAACAGCCGCAACCCCGUCUUCAACGAGGACUUCUUCUUCGACUGCCUGGGCGCCGGCAACGUCAAGAAGAUGGCCCUCAAGGUCAAGGUGGUCAACAAGGGCAGCAGCUUGAAGCGGGACACGCUGCUGGGCGAGAGGGAGCUCCCGCUCACCUCUCUGCUGCCCUUCUUAUAAGCCCGUCUUCUACCUCCCUGCCGCUCUCCUGCCCUGUUGGGAGGGGAUGGGCAGGGAGGCGGUGGAGAGGAGGGAUCAGGCCACCAUGAGGGAUGAGGGGCGUGGGAUGCUCCCCCGGGGUAACGGCAUGUCCAUUCCAGGCUUGUGUGUGUGCAUGUGUGUGUAGGGGGGACAAGACUCAUCCGACUCCCCCAGGAUGGGUCUCCUUUGCUGAUCAUUCUCUGCAUGGACGUGCCUAGAGGCGGUGGCUGCCAUGUGUCCCCUCGGGAGGCCGUGAGCGGCUAGCAAGUUGUAUGUUCUUCUCUAGAGAAGUGGUGGGGAUGAGGCAUGCUGGUGGCCUAUGUUCUCCGGGGCCCUGCUGGAAGGCAUUGAUGGGAGGUGGGUUAUCCCUGUGCGGCUCGAGGACGGCCUCGCACAAAUGAGGCGGUAGU